CACCAAGGGCUUAACGAAUUCAUUGACCGGUCUAGAUAGCUAAGAAUGCCUAGAUGCUAGAGUACUUACUACUAUGUACCGUACAGAGUAGUGCUACAUACUACAGAGUACAGUAGAGUAUGCGGGGCUCCGGAGAUAGCAAAGCGGUAGCCCCAACGGCCAACAACAUUUUCCCUCCCGCGCACACGCCCACCGCCCCUCGUUCAAACUCACCGGACAACUCUCUUCCUUUUUUUUCUUCUCAUCCCAAUCGCUUUUUUCUCUCCUCUCCAUUCCAUUCUUAUAUCCUUUCUGACAGUAUUCUGUCAACGUCCUUUCUCUCCUUCUUCCGUAUUAUCCUAACUCAUCUUCCAAAAUGGCCGCUACCAACUCCCUCGACCACCUCAGCAACCGUAUGAAGCUGGAGUGGCACUCCAAGCUCAACACUGAGAUGGUCCCGGCCAAGAACUUCCGCCGUACCUCCAUCAUCGGAACCAUUGGUCCCAAGACCAACUCGACCGAGAAGAUCAACGCGCUCCGCAGAGCUGGUCUCAACGUUGUCCGCAUGAACUUCUCUCACGGCUCGUAUGAGUACCACCAGUCCGUCAUCGACCACGCCCGUGAGGCCGAGCAAGCUCAGAAGGGCCGCCCCCUUGCCAUUGCUCUUGACACCAAAGGUCCUGAGAUCCGUACCGGAAACACCGUCGACGACCAGGACAUCCCCAUCAAGGAGGGCCACGAGCUCAAUAUCACCACCGAUGAGAAGUAUGCCGCCGCCAGUGACGACAAGAACAUGUACCUUGACUAUAAGAACAUCACCAAGGUGAUCUCGCCCGGCAAGCUCAUCUAUGUCGACGAUGGUAUCCUUUCCUUCGAGGUCCUCGAGGUCGUAGACGACAAGAACCUGCGCGUCAAGUGUCUCAACAACGGUAACAUCUCGUCCCGUAAGGGUGUCAACCUGCCCGGCACCGACGUUGACCUUCCCGCUUUGUCCGAGAAGGACAUCAGCGACCUGAAGUUCGGUGUCAAGAACAAGGUCGACAUGGUCUUCGCCUCGUUCAUCCGUCGCGGUAGCGACAUCCGCGACAUCCGCGCUGUCUUUGGCGAGGAGGGCAAGGAGAUCCAGAUCAUCGCCAAGAUCGAGAACCAGCAGGGUGUCAACAACUUUGACGAGAUCCUUGAGGAGACCGACGGUGUUAUGGUGGCCCGUGGUGACUUGGGUAUCGAGAUCCCCGCCCCCAAGGUCUUCAUCGCCCAGAAGAUGAUGAUCGCCAAGUGUAACAUCAAGGGUAAGCCCGCCAUUUGCGCCACCCAGAUGCUCGAGUCCAUGACAUACAACCCCCGUCCCACUCGUGCUGAGGUGUCUGAUGUCGCCAACGCCGUUCUUGACGGUGCCGACUGUGUCAUGUUGUCGGGUGAAACCGCCAAGGGUACCUACCCUUGCGAGGCUGUCCGUAUGAUGCACGAGACCUGCUUGCUGGCCGAAGUUGCCAUCCCCCACUUCAAUGUCUUUGACGAGUUGCGCAACCUUGCUCCUCGUCCCACCGACACUGUCGAGUCCAUUGCCAUGGCUGCCGUCAGCGCCAGUUUGGAACUCAACGCCGGUGCCAUCCUUGUCUUGACCACCAGUGGUAAAACCGCUCGUCUCAUCUCCAAGUACCGCCCCGUCUGCCCCAUCAUCAUGGUUACCCGCAACCCCAUGGCCUCUCGGUACUCUCACCUGUACCGUGGCGUCUGGCCCUUCACCUUCCCCGAGGAGAAGCCCGACUUCAACGUCAAGAUCUGGCAGGAGGACGUCGACCGCCGCCUCAAGUGGGGUAUCAACCACGGUCUCAAGCUCGGUAUCGUCAACAAGGGCGACAACAUCGUCUGCGUCCAGGGCUGGCGCGGCGGUAUGGGCCACACCAACACCGUCCGCGUGGUCCCUGCUGAGGAGAACCUUGGCCUUGCUGAGUAAAUCUAGACCUUCGGGAUGUCAAUCUCCCGCUUCUGGCGGACGACAUUGUCAUCACGCCAGGCAUCGUAGAACCGGUCAUCUUCCCGCAUGAUGACCGGAGGCCUCCAAAGAACAGAGCCUGGCUUAUAAAAAAGCAAUAUCCAAGACCUGCCGCGGAACAAGUUAAUGAUCAAAUUCGUGAUUACAGAGAGCAGGUCAAGGAGUUUUUUUUUUUUU
This is a messenger RNA of Aspergillus glaucus CBS 516.65, 2152 nucleotides long. RefSeq names its product pyruvate kinase CDC19. Gene Ontology annotation, biological process: glycolytic process. Gene Ontology annotation, cellular component: cytoplasm. Bases 356 to 1936 code for a protein of 526 amino acids. The transcript has 7 exons. Gene Ontology annotation, molecular function: potassium ion binding; magnesium ion binding; pyruvate kinase activity. The record is from RefSeq and is a predicted model, not a curated record. NCBI's taxonomy places the organism in Eukaryota, Fungi, Ascomycota, Eurotiomycetes, Eurotiales, Aspergillaceae.